AUGCGUUUUUUCAAAACAGCAGUCCUUGUGGCCGCCUUGUUCGCAACGACUGUGAUAGCAGGAAUGGAACAGUUGGCGGCCGUUUUACCCUCGUGUGCGCUGGAUUGUAUGAUGACUUCGGUGUCGCAAUCUUCCUGCAAGACAACCGACCAGGCAUGCCUGUGCAAUGAUGUACAUUACACGGCCGUUCUGCAGGAGUGUGUUCUUGCCAAUUGCACAAUUCGAGAAUCUCUAACUACAAAAAAUGUCACGACAUCAGCGUGCGGGGACCCGAUUCGGGAUCGCACAAAGACUGUAUCUUAUGCAGGGGUUGCAGGCGGAAUUAUAGCCCUUUGCGCUUUUAUUCUCCGGAUGGUGGCUCGAUUUAGAUGCUGUGGUGGCAUUUUUGGAGCGGAUGAUUGGACAAUGGUGUUGACAAUGGCCUUUCUCAUACCACUUUCAGCACUCUCGGUCGUCUUGGCCAACACAGGUUUGGGGAAGGAUAUGUGGACCCUUCCUUUCGACAAUAUCACUCAUAUUCUUUAUGUCUACUUUUGGGAUGAAUUGUUGUAUCUGAGCAUUCUCCCGCUGACCAAAAUAUCAAUUUGUUUUUUCUAUCUUCGUAUUUUCCCCGAUCGGAGGUUUCGGACAGCAACGUACGUGGUGAUUGCACUAAACGUCUCCUAUUGGAUCGCCUUUGUCUUGAUAUCGGUAUUCCAGUGUCGGCCUCUACCCGGAGCGUGGCAUCGCUGGUAUGGAGAGGAGAACUACAAAUGCAACCACAUCAACGCACAGGGCUGGUCAUCGGCAGUGCUUAACAUGGUUCUCGAUAUAAUUGUCAUGGCACUCCCUCUACGACAGCUAUACGGUCUGAACCUUUCCAUGAAACGGAAAUCAUUCGUAAUUUGCAUGUUCAGCCUGGGCAUAUUUGUCACCCUUGUCAGCAUCCUGCGGCUAAAUUCACUCAUUCACUUUGCCUCUACCACUAACCUUACAUGGGAUUAUGUGGCUAUAGGGUAUUGGAGUACUAUUGAAUGCGACGUUGGCGUUAUAUGUGCGUGUCUGCCCGCUAUUCGGUCUCUACUACGUCGUAUAUCUCCCCGAUUCUUUGGAGAUACUGAGCAAGCCAAAUCAUCAUCAUACGCUAUGAACUCGCGUUCUCGUGGGACUUCUGUCCCUGUCCAGAACAAGAGUAGUGAUGGCCCAUUCUACCGGUUUGAUGACUUGGACCUUUCUGAUGAAGCCCGGCUACACCAUCCACAACCAGUGUAG
Molecule: messenger RNA, 1251 nt
Organism: Penicillium psychrosexuale
Lineage: Eukaryota; Fungi; Ascomycota; Eurotiomycetes; Eurotiales; Aspergillaceae
Product: CFEM domain-containing protein
Exons: 8
Coding region: 1-1251 (416 amino acids)
Source: RefSeq, a predicted model, not a curated record